UGUUAUAUGAUUGGGUGCAAAAACCAGAACGGGACCCAUAUCAUAUUGUCGGACCCAAGUCUUUCCUACAAACAUCGUAACACAUAUACAAAGCCACCGUUUCCACCGCAAUCGUCUUCAAUUCCACAACAAUCAAAACGUUAUCGUAAACGAAAACAAAAAACAAACAAAACAGAAAUUCGCUCUCCUAAAGAUUACUGUGAGAUCCACUAGCAAUUCAGUACUUGUGAUUUAUAUCGGAGGGAGAGGCGGUCAGAAAAUGAGCAUCAAAGUACCGGCGACGAGGACGCGUGUCGGGAAGUAUGAGAUGGGUAGAACCCUUGGUGAAGGUAGCUUUGCCAAGGUUAAGUUCGCCAAGAAUGUGGAGACCGGAGAGUUCGUAGCCAUCAAAGUUGUGGACCGUGAUCAAGUCCUCCGACACAAGAUGGUGGAACAGAUAAAAAGAGAAAUAUCAACAAUGAAGUUGAUCAAACAUCCAAACGUUAUUAAAAUUAUUGAGGUUAUGGCUAGCAAAACAAAGAUCUUUAUCGUACUCGAGUUUAUUGAUGGGGGUGAGCUCUUCGACAAAAUUGCCAAGAAUGGGAGACUCAAAGAGGAUGAAGCCAGGAGAUACUUCCAGCAGCUCAUUAAUGCUGUAGAUUACUGUCAUAGCAGAGGGGUGUACCACAGAGAUUUAAAGCCUGAAAAUCUUCUUCUGGAUUCAUAUGGUGUUCUUAAAAUUUCAGAUUUUGGUUUAAGUGCGUUUUCACAACAAGUUCAGGCGGAUGGACUACUUCACACUGCCUGUGGAACCCCAAAUUAUGUUGCACCUGAGGUUCUCAAUGACAAAGGUUAUGAUGGUAGAACAUCUGAUGUUUGGUCUUGUGGAGUCAUUCUCUUUGUACUUAUGGCUGGAUUCUUGCCUUUUGACGAGUCCAAUCUUUUGGCCUUGUAUAAAAAAAUAUGCAGAGCUGAUUUCUCUUGUCCAUCAUGGUUUUCACCUGCCGCUAGGAAAUUUAUAAAGCGUAUUCUCGACCCAAACCCUCUUACCAGAAUAACUAUUCCUCAAAUUUUAGAGGAUGAAUGGUUUAUUAAAGGAUACAAACGACCGCAAUUUGAUAAGGAAGAGGAUGUAAAUCUUGAUGAUAUAGAUGCUGUUUUUAACGACUCCAAGGAACAUCUUGUAACAGAAAGGAAAGAGAAACCUGUAUCAAUGAAUGCUUUUGAGCUAAUCUCCAGGGCACAGGGUUUCAGCCUUGAAAAUUUGUUUGAGAAGCAGACUGGUUUUGUGAAGCGAGAAACCCGUUUUUCUUCCCAGCGCCCUCCCAAUGAAAUAAUGUCAAAAAUAGAGGAAGCUGCAAAGCCUUUAGGCUUCAAUGUUCGCAAAGGAAACUAUAAGAUGAAGUUGCAAGGCGAUAAAAAUGGAAGGAAAGGCCAGCUCUCUGUAGCUACAGAGGUGUUUGAAGUAGCUCCCUCCUUGCACAUUGUUGAGGUUCGCAAAACUGGCGGUGACACAUUAGAGUUUCACACGUUCUACAAAAAAUUUUCGACAGGACUGAAAGAUGUUGUCUGGAAAACUGAAGAAACAACAGAAGAAUCGAGAGCAGGAAAUAAAUAGAGACCAAGUAGCUGAUUCUUCUGAGUGAUUUAGUCUCAAAUGCACAAAAUUUACAAAAGAGAUAUAAAUUUUGUGGUGGGGUUUAGCGAACUGGAGUUGCAUGAGAUAGGAAGACAUGAACUGAAGGCCUGAAAUCGUGGUCUUAUUUAGGUGUUUUUGUCCCCUUACCCUUCUCCCCGUGGUUUCCUCCUCUUCCAUGAAGCUAAUCAAUUAAGUUUUUCAAAUAGAUCAAAACUCUUUAUAAGAUGGAAGAAAUCAUCAAUUUUAAUGCCAGAAAUUGAAUUUUUUAUUCA
Molecule: messenger RNA, 1890 nt
Organism: Pistacia vera
Lineage: Eukaryota; Viridiplantae; Streptophyta; Magnoliopsida; Sapindales; Anacardiaceae
Product: CBL-interacting serine/threonine-protein kinase 9
Exons: 15
Coding region: 260-1597 (445 amino acids)
Biological process (GO): signal transduction; protein phosphorylation
Molecular function (GO): protein kinase activity; ATP binding
Source: RefSeq, a predicted model, not a curated record